AUUUUUUGGUGAUCAAUUCUUUUGGGGAUCAGUAAUUAGUAAAAGUGGUGCUGGUCCACCACCAAUACCUGGUAAACGUUUAAAUAUUCAUGAUUUAACCGAAGCAUUUAAAAUUGCACAUGAAUCAGAUACACGUGAAGCUGCUUACAAAUUAAGUGUUGCAUUUCAACAUGAAAAUGGUUGUGAAAAUGCUGUUCGAUCAUUUCAUGCAAAUUUACCAUUAAGUAAAAUGUAUAGUGAUCUUGAAUCAUCAUUUAGUGCAUGUUUUCGAUUAAAUGAUUAUAAUUUACAAAUAUCACGUCCAGUUGCACAAGUACUUGUUGCUGCUGAAGCUAUUAAAGAAUCUCAAUUAACAUUACUUGCUACUCGUGAUUGGAGUACAUCAAUGUAUGAUGAUCGUCCACAUAUACUAAUGCAUGGUUUUCUAAAACAUGGACAUAAAGCUCUUCAAAAUUUAUUUAUUGAUACUCCACAAGGUUUAAGAAAAGCAGCUAAUUCAACGAGUAUAACAACAGGUACACUUGAUGGUACAGAAUGCAUUAUUAAAGGUAUUGGAAGAAGUAUUGGACAUGUAUAUGUUGGUUGUUUAUCAUUUUAUGGUGAAAUAACAGAUGUACUUGAAUAUUUACCUGAAUUAUAUGAUCCAUAUUCAGAUUCAGAUAAACGUAAAAGACCACAGAUUAAAAAUUUUAGUUCUGGUGCAAAAGCUGCUGAACUUUCUAUAUGGCAUGGAUUUAAAGAUGGUAUUACUGGAAUUGUGACUAAACCUCGAACAGGUUAUAAAAGACAUGGUAUUUUAGGUGGUGCAGCAGGUGCAGCUGCUGCUAUACCAAAUAUUGUUAUUAAACCUACUGUUGGUACACUUGCUUCAUUAACUUGGUUAGGUCGAGGUAUAUAUGCUGGAACUAGAAGAUUAUCACGGAAUAAACGUGCAAAUUCAAAUAAUCAAUUAACAGUAUUAAAUACACCUCGAUCUAAACGAGCAUUAUCUGAAUCAAGGAUUUUAAUUGACAAUACAUCACCUGAAGGUUGUGCAUCAUUGAAAUCAGGUUUAAGAAUUGAUAUAUGUAAAAAAAUAUUACAUGACUUCGAAAGAAUUAAAAAUCGAUAUACUUCGAAAAAUGCUAAUGAAAAUUCAAAAGAAACAAAGAAAACAAAAUCAAAAAAAAUAUUUCAACGUCAACGUAGUCAUUCAGCAACACAUCAUUAA
Messenger RNA from Rotaria sordida, 1210 nucleotides. Lineage: Eukaryota; Metazoa; Rotifera; Eurotatoria; Philodinida; Philodinidae. The record is from the annotation of a GenBank genome assembly.